GCUUCUCUCAAAGCUCAGAGUCACACUAAAGAGUGGUGAGUGAUAGAGUGAUCAGUCAAAAUUCUGUGGCUCUCUUAUCCACUUAUGAUGGCGGAGCUUCGUUUCACUCUCCCAUGGCGGAAACUCGUAUUCGGAGUUCAGCCUGUUAACCUUUUCUCCGUUAUAGUUUGCCUCCUCGUCAUUUUCCCCAUCUCCGAGUCGGAACAAGUAUCGGGGUUUUGUGGUGCGGCAUAUGGAGAAUCAGAGGGUUGUUCUUACUCUUCGAAGCUCUUGAUCAAAGGUGGAACUGUUGUAAACGCUCACCAUCAGGAACUUGCCGAUGUUUACGUUGAGGAUGGGAUUAUUGUCUCCGUCCAGCCUAACAUCAACGUUGGUGAUGAUGUUAAAGUGAUUGAUGCCACCGGGAAGUAUGUUAUGCCAGGAGGAAUUGAUCCCCAUACACACUUGGAGACACAUUUUAUCUAUAGCGAUACCGUUGAUGACUUUUUCACUGGUCAGGCUGCUGCAUUAGCAGGGGGAACUACAAUGAACAUAAACUUUGCUAUGCCAAUUAAUGGGAGUUUAACUGCUGGUUUUGAAGACUUUGCAAAAAAAGCAAAAAAAUCAUGCAUGGACUAUGGUUUCCAUAUGGCCAUCACAAAAUGGGAUGAAGUUGUUGCAAAAGAAAUGGAAAUUAUGGUUGAGAAAGGUAUCAACUCUUUCAAGUUUUUCCUCGCCUACAAACCUGCUCUUAUGAUCAAUGAUGAACUUCUAAUACGAGGCAUGAGAAAAUGCAAGUCUCUUGGUGCCUUGCCUAUGGUUCAUGCAGAAAAUGGUGAUGCUAUUGAGGAGGCAGCACAGAUGAUGAUUGAUCUUGGUAUUACUGGUCCAGAAGGACAUGCACUUUCUAGGCCCCCUGUGCUGGAAGGAGAGGCAACUGCUAGAGCCAUUCGUUUGGCAGCUUUUGUGAACACACCCCUGUAUGUUGUUCAUGUGAUGAGUAUCGAUGCAAUGGAAGAGAUAGCCAGAGCUCGACAAGCAGGUCAGAGGGUUAUUGGAGAGCCAAUAGGUGCUGGAUUGGUACUCGAAGAAUCGGGGAUUUUUGAUCCUGACUUCACCACCGCUGCAAAGUAUCUCAUGAGUCCUCCAAUAAGGAAAGCAGGUCAUGAUAAAGCUCUUCAAGCUGCCCUAUCAACGGGAGUUUUGCAGCUUGUAGGAUCUGAUCAUUGUUCAUUCAAUUCUACACAAAAAGCCCUCGGUAUUGAUGACUUCCGAAAAAUUCCUAAUGGUGUCAACGGUAUUGAGGAGAGGAUGCAUGUGGUCUGGGACUCAAUGGUGGAGUCCGGCUUGAUAACUCCUUCUGACUAUGUGCGAAUUACAAGCACUGAAUGUGCUCGGAUCUUUAAUAUAUACCCAAGAAAGGGAGCGAUACUUGCCGGAUCUGAUGCUGAUAUAAUCGUACUCAAUCCCAAUGCAAGCUUUGAAAUAAGUGCAGCCACUCAACACAGGAAUUCUGACACCAAUGCCUUCGAAGGAAUUAGUGGGAAGGGAAAAGUGGAAGUGACAAUUGCAGGAGGAAGAGUAGUAUGGGAAGGAGAUGAACUCAAGGUUGUACCUGGUUCUGGGAGAUACAUAGAAAUGCCACCUUUCAGUUAUCUUUUCAAUGGUAUUGACAAAGCUGAUGCGGCAUACCUGUCAUCUCUUAAUGCUCCUGUUCAGCGUGUCAAAGCCGUCGUGGCUUGAGUUCGGCUAUUUUUUUCCCAGAAACAGAAGUCAAAGUGAAAUAAUGGG
This is a messenger RNA of Telopea speciosissima, 1770 nucleotides long. RefSeq names its product dihydropyrimidinase-like. Lineage: Eukaryota; Viridiplantae; Streptophyta; Magnoliopsida; Proteales; Proteaceae. Gene Ontology annotation, biological process: pyrimidine nucleobase catabolic process. The transcript has 13 exons. The record is from RefSeq and is a predicted model, not a curated record. Gene Ontology annotation, molecular function: dihydropyrimidinase activity. Bases 85 to 1722 code for a protein of 545 amino acids. Gene Ontology annotation, cellular component: cytoplasm; cytosol.